This is a messenger RNA of Prorocentrum cordatum, 2809 nucleotides long. Lineage: Eukaryota; Dinophyceae; Prorocentrales; Prorocentraceae. The record is from the annotation of a GenBank genome assembly.
AUGCCAGCGGGCCCGCGCCCGCGGGGCCCGCCGAGGCCGCAGGCCACUCCGGCGUCACCGCCGCCCGCGAGGGCGCCCGGCGCCGCGGCCACAGCGGCCGCCGCUGCAGGAGCUGCCGCCGGCAGCGCACCGACAGCGGAGACGUCCAGAGUCCCGCCAUCUCCCGACAGCACCGUGGAGGGUCAUUACGCCGAGGGCGGGGACUGGAACGACUGGUGGCAGAGGGCGAGUUCCGCCUGGGACGGUGGGGGAAGAGGCCUUGACGCAGGCCUGUCGAAGACGGCACCGACGUACGAGCUGCUCAAGACCGACGGCUACAGAGUCUUUCGCCGAAAGCUGGAGGUCUUCGAGCGCUGCUGCAGGAAGCGCGGCACCACCGCGAUCAGCGAGGGCGCGUUCUUGAUCAUGAACUCGCUGCAGGGUGAAGCCGCGGAGGCUACGGAGGACAUCGACCUGGAUCAGCUGGAGUCCGAGGACGCCUUCAAGCCGCUGUUCCAGGUCCUCGACGAGUACUACAAGUACGAUAACCAGACCGAGCUGCCAGCCCGCACAGAUCAGUUUUUCGGCAAGUUCGCUCGCCAGGAUAAGGAGACGAUGAAGCUUUACUGCUUGCGUCACAAGCGAGAGCUGAGGAAGCUCAAGGAGCACCUCCUCUCACGAGCGGCCGUCCCACCUUCGGGCGCCGCCCAGGUACGAAGUCAAUGUGCCAACGGCCUCAGCUGGACUAGUGUGAAGAAGGCCCUACUCGAUACAUAUGGAGCCGAAGCCGUACCCGACAAGCGCGACGUGAAGCGAGUUGAGAGGAUGCUGGUCGGGCAGGGUCAUAAGGACGACGUGCACUACACGAACGACUACGAGUGGGAGCGAGGCCUGAGCUACGAAGACUCAUACCUGGAGGAGGAAGAAUACGAUUACGACGAGUACGAGGAGUACGACGCUGAAGAGUACGAGGAAGAGGCCGACGUCGCCGACGAGCUGCCGCAGGACGUGGAAGAAGCCCAGAUCGCGUGCGACGAGGCCUACCUCAGUUUCGUGGAUGCGAAGAGGCGCGUAGCGGAGAUCGCCAAGUCGAGAGGUUUCUACCCGAUCGUCGCUGUCGCGCCCGGCAACAACUUUCAACACGGCAAGGGCGCGCCGAAGGUGAACAUCUUCAACAGGCCCCCGACGGCGACGCCCGCAGGAUCGACCGCUACAGGCUCGACACAGCAGCACGGCCCGAGGUUCAAGCGAUUCCGUGGAGGAGGUUUCGUGAAGCCCGAUUCGGAGCACGCCGCCAUGGUAGAAGACGUGGAGACGCUAGAGUACGCUAACUCGACCGAGGAGGUGUACCUGAUGUCGACUGGCAAGGGCAUCAGCGACGGCGGUGCGACGCGGCCCGUCAUGGGCGACAAGAUCUGGGCGCAGUGGGAGGAGCUGCUGCGUUCACGCCAGCUGCUGCACGAGGUCGAGUACGGCAAGAGCGACCGACGAUUUCGAUUCGGAGACGGCAAGACGCUGGAGGCCAAGCGGUCCGUGACCUUGAACGUGUGGCCGUUCGGCGUCAAGAAGCAGAUCACGAUCCAUCUCGUCGAGGGGUGGGCGCCGCUGCUCAUCGCCCGUCCGUGCAUGGAAGAGUGGGGUUUGGUCCAGGACUACCGCGCCGGCACGUUUAUGAUGAAGGACCUCCCCGACAAAGGCUGGAUGAAGUCCGAGCGAGACGAGAAGGGGCACUUCAUCAUCGACCUGCUGGGUGGCGCCGGCAGGGUCACCGACGACGCGAUGAACGAGGGCGCGCCGACCGAGGGCGAGCCCAGCAGCGACGACUCGACCGACAACGAGUCCGAGGCACCGCCGAGCGAGUCCGAGGACGAUUCUGAAUCGUCCGACGUGGACCCCGACGCGUACUACCUCGAGACGGUCACCGAGUUUUAUGACAUCAGUGACAAUGACGACGUGGGAAGUGAGCGGACCCAGGAGUUUUCGGUGGCGGGUUCGAGCGAGAGCGCUAGACCGAGCACGAUGGACCCCGACACCUACACCGACCUGGCCCUGGCCCUCGAGCAGGCAUACGACGGCAUGAAGGAGAUGCUCCGAGGACCCCCGCCGCGUAAGGUCUGGGAGGUAUUCGUGGACGCAGGAGGUCUGUCGCAGGCGCUGCUCGAGUACCCCACGGUGGACGUCAUGCAGUUCCGCCUCGAGGACGGCUGGAAUUUCUCCAAGCCGAAGGUGAUUAAGGCGUUCCUGAGGAAGAUCGACUACGUGAACGCCUCGCUCUCAGCAGAGCGCGCCGCGGAGAUCCACGAGGCGAGAGUACGCGAGGAGAAGACGUUUCUGAAGUUGGUCCGUGACUCGUUCGUGAAGCAGCUGAAUGGAGGCCGACACGCCUACGUGGAAGGCCCAUGGUCAGGAGCGCACUGGAGCACCCAGACGUGGAAGGCACUGCCGGGACACCACUGCCGACUGGACCAGUGCCGCCUGGGAGCCAAGUUCCCCAUGAAGGGAGUGGACAUGCCGUACCAGAAGCCGACGCGAUUGCAGUCCACUAACAAGGAGUUCGUCGAUCACAUGGGUCUGAGGUGCGAGUGCAGGGGCGAGCACGUGACACUACGCGGCAAGCUCGCCCAGCAGGCUCAGAACUACCCCGCACCGAUGGCUCGACGGAUGGCUUACCUGAUUGCUUACCAGGGCAUGGCCGCCGACAUCGACGAGAUCUACACAGCCGAGGAAGUGCACAAGGACAUCGACGCCAUCGAGUACACAGACGUGAUGCAGGAGCUGCUGAAGCGCUUCAACGUCUCGACCAUCCGUGCGGUCAAGCGCGCCCACGUCA